AUGCAGCAGCAGCAGCAGCAGCAGCAGGAGCAGCAGCAAGGUGUUUCUGUGUCUCUCUUUGCUUCGCUCUGUGCUGCUCCCGUCUGUCGCCUCCUUAUUCUUUCUCUGUCUGCUGCUGGCAGCAAGCUGCUGCUGCAGCAGCAGGCGCUGCAGCUAGCUCAUCUGCUGCUGUCUGUGGGGGCCCUCCCCUCCGCAGCAGCAGCAGCAGCAGCAGCAGCAGCAGCAGCAGGGGAUAAGACACUGCAGCAGACAGAUGCUGCUGCUGCUGCUGCUGCUUCUGCUGCUAGUGAACAGCAGCAGCUACAGCAGCAGCAGCAGCAAAUAAGUGGGUCUGCUGCAGCAGCUUCGCAUGCAGCUCCGACAGCAGCAGCAGCAGCAGCAGCAGCAGCGGCAGCAGCACCUGCUGCAGCAGCAGCAGCAGCAGCAGCAGAAGGAGAAGCAGCAGAAGGAACUGUGGAGCAUUUGUUAGCAGCAGUAUGCCGUCUUGCUGCAGCAGCAGAUGACCUGCUGCUGCAGCAGCAAGCAGCACAAUGUCUGCUUGCUGCUUUCACUGCUGCUGCUUCUCCCGAAGCAGCAGAAGGAACUGUGGAGCAUUUGUUAGCAGCAGUAUGCCGUCUUGCUGCAGCAGCAGAUGAUCUGCUGCUGCAGCAGCAAGCAGCACAAUGUCUGCUUGCUGCUUUCACUGCUGCUGCUUCUCCUCUCCAUGGUGUUCAUCUGCUGCGGGUUUUUGCUGCUCUGUUUGCUGCUGCUGCUGCUGCAGCAGCAGCAGCAACUGCAGCAGACAACACUCAUAAAGCUGCUGCUCAUGCUGCGCUGCUGCAGGCCAUUGGCACUCUUCUACACAGGGCUGAUGCAGCAGCAGCAGCAGCAGCAGCAGCAGCAGCAGCAGCAGCAACUGCUGCUGCUGCGAAGGCAGAGCCGGAUACGGCAACAGCAGCAGCAGCAGCAGCAACAGGAGCGCCAGAUGCUGCAGCAGCAGAACGGAUAGCCCUGCAGCAGGUGCAGCAACAGAAGCAACAGCAGCAACAACAGCAACAGCAGCAGACACCCCACGAGCGCCACAAACUCCAGCAGCAGCAGCAGCAGCAGCAGCAGCAGCAGCAGCAGCAGCAACUGCUGCUGCUGCGAAGGCAGAGCCGGAUACAGCAGCAGCAGCAGCAGCAGCAGCAGCAGGAGCGCCAGAUGCUGCAGCAGCAGAAAGAACAGAUGCUGCUGCUGCCGCUGCUGCUGCAGCAGUUACAGCAGCAGCAGCAGCAGCAGCAAACAAAGCAGCUGCAGCAGCAGAAACAGCAGCAGCAGCAGCAGAUACAACAAAAGCUGCAGCAACAGAAGCAACGGAAGAUGCGGCUGCAGCAGCUAGCAGCAGCAGCAGCAAACAAAGCAGCUGCAGCAGCAGAAACAGCAGCAGCAGCAGCAGAUACAACAACAGCUGCAGCAACAGACGCAACGGCAGAUGCGGCUGCAGCAGCAGCUGCUGCUGCUGCAACAACUCCAGCAGCAGCAAACGCAGCAGCAGCAGCAGCACAGGGAGCUGCAGCAGCAGCAACGCCACCGGCUGCUCUGAAGCCCCUCUCUCUAUGCGAAAAGGGGAUAGCCCUGCAGCAGGUGCAGCAACAGAAGCAACAGCAGCAACAACAGCAACAGCAGCAGACACCCCGCGAGCGCCACAAACUCCAGCAGCAGCAGCAGCAGCAGCAGCAGCAGGAGCAGCAGCAGCAGGAGCAGCAGCAGCAGAGAACUGUGCAUGCUCACCCGGACCGCUUGACUCUGCAGCAACAGCAGAAACAGCAGCAGCAGCAGCAACAGCAGCAGCUGCUGCAGCAGCAGAUGCUGGUACUGCAGCAGCAGAAGGCCCACAGCGUCUGCUCAGCAUGA
Eimeria mitis is the source of this 1875-nucleotide messenger RNA. RefSeq lists its product as uncharacterized. NCBI's taxonomy places the organism in Eukaryota, Apicomplexa, Conoidasida, Eucoccidiorida, Eimeriidae. The record is from RefSeq and is a predicted model, not a curated record. The transcript has 7 exons. The coding region runs from base 1 to 1875 and encodes 624 amino acids.